UAAAUGUGAAAUAUGUUACUAUGUGCUCAUGGUUAAGUAAAUAUCAAGUUAAUUUAAAACGGCUGUGUCAAAUCUUGUAAGGAAUACUGCAGAUCAUAAAUGUAUCCCUGAAACUUCCAGAGCAAUACUGAUUUGGAAGUAAACAGGGAUGACGUUAACAAUGUUAACAACUUUUUGCCCAAUAUUGCUUAAAUUUUGUACUUAUAGUUUAAUAAAGGUCAUAGGUAAACUACAUGUAUCUUUUGAACACCGGAUAUGAUGAAAAAAUCUUGGAUUUAGAUAUGGCAUGAUAAUGUUUGAAAAAAGUUGUUACUUUGUCGUUAAGUUUGAGUUAAGCUCUUAAGGUGACAAGAAUUAUAAAUUUAUGAGAAUGUUAUAAAUAAGACUAAACUUGAACACAUAAAGUGGAUUUGAAAGCCUUUAAACCAGAUUGGUUUAAAUUAAAUUUACAACUUUUCAACAUAAUAGUUACAAUCUCAAGUGUUGUCAGUGUUUAGAAAUAUUAUCGUAACAAUAAAUUUAAAGUGGCAAAGUUUGUAGAUAGGUAUUGAAACUAAAUGGAAAAUGUUUUGAAUACAAAGUGCUUUGCUUUUAGAAUGGAUUUAAACAAGUGUUAAAAAUGGCAUCAAGGGUUGCCCCAGGCAGCAGCGCAAAGAUGCCGGCGGGCCGGGACCCAAGGUCGUAUGUGCGGCCCGUCCCACUGCCGAUCCCCGCCAGCAAGGGGCAAAAACUGCUGGCAAGGGACACAAUCAAUUUCAACCCACAAUAUCCAUCGCGGGAAGAGGUGCGGCAAAAUAACUACAAUCGUCGGCAAUAUCAGAUGUCUGCGAUGGGUUUUCGAUCAGCCAAUCACAAGCCUUACAUUGGUAUUGGUGACCCGUUUUAUCUGGAUGAGAAGAAAAUGAUUCUACAUGCUCUUGGGCAAUGGGCCGAGGAUGAGAUUAGCACAUCCAGCAGCUCGGAGGAGUCAGAUGAUGAGAGGGAAGAUGGAGACCACGCCCCUAAACCAGCCUUUACUGCCGCCAAGUUUGUGUUGCGCCGAUCCAGAAGGGACUUGAACACGCUCAACAAGGCUGUCGUACAUGGGAGGAGCAUGAUUCGAAAUGUGAGCCUGGGCCACGGAUUGUUCGAUCUUGUCAACAAGGAAAAACAGAGCAAGAGGCUGGCAUUAGAGGAAGAGUUACGUCGUAAACAGGAGCAGCAAAGGAACGCAUUCAAGCCACCAAAGAAUGAGAGUGACGAUGAUUCUGAUGAAGACCUUGAUGCAGAUGUCGACCUUACAAGCUACAUGGUGCCAGUUGCUCCUCCCACGUUUGUUACCCAGCCGACAGAAUCAGACGAAGAGCUUGGAAUCGUCAAUGACAACGCUUCUGAUUCUGACCAGAGUCCUGAGCGUGAGCCGGAGAUUGUUACUUUCAGCGGGUUGCAACGCGCGGAGGAAGAAGAAGAAUACGUGCGUGCAAGAUCGGCGCUCGUCACCUCAGAAAUGACGUCCAGUUAUUCGCGCCCUGUUUCCCGUCGGAAAAAGAAACAGGAAACCCCUCGUCCUUACACACCUCAGCAUACGAAUCUCUCGACCAACAUUUCCACCCGGGAGUCGAUCAUGGAAGACGGUGAUCAGGAAGCGGACAUCACAAAAGAUGCGUUGUUUCGACAGUUAUGCGUACUUCACUGGAUCCUGGAGGCCAUGUCCACAGAGUCAACCAUGUCACCUAUCAUGGCUUGUUGGAGCCUCAAACCUAAAGUACUUAAGCGCAUGGACUCGAGAAGUGACAUAGGCGGCUCCCGGGCUCCAACAAAGAAAGUACAGAAAGAAAGGUCUAGGGACAGGACUCAGGAGAUGAGUUGGGAACAGUUUCUUACUAAGGACACAUCCCGGAAAGUAAUAAUUUCGCCCAGGGUUACAAUAAACCCGAUCCCUCAGAAAGUGAUGGUUCCAUCUGUAAAGGUGAGCAAGCGUUUAAGCACACAGAGGUUAUCGCGAUCCCCUCAUAUGAGACGUGGACUGAUGCAUGGCGCUUCCAAAAAUUCUGGCCAGUCUUCAGCCACAGGAAGCCAGCUAGGCAGCGCAACAGGCCUUAACACACUACCUGGCCAGUCGUUGAACGUUCGUAACCAUGGUGAUGGAGACCUCCUUUCUCCAAGGCUUGAAGAGGAGGAUGACCCCGCAUAUAAUCAAAGCAUUUUCAAGUUCCUUGAUGACUACUAUGAGAGCCUUAAACGAGAGGAAGAGCAGACCCAGGCACCUGCUGGGCCUAACUCACCUUCGUCUACACCACCAGCCACGCCUAAAAUAGAAAACAAAAAAACAGAGGAACCGAAAAAAAGGAAAAAAUCAAAGAAACGUGAAGAUUCUGCGAACCAAAAGGAAAGACGAGUCGAUGCCCGGGAUUCAGCACGGGUGUUACGUGCAAGCGCACACAUCGGCCGGGGAAAGAGCUCGGCUGCAUUACAAGAAUUUCAAGCCACCAAGCCCAGCACGAAGAAGUCUAUGCUGACAGCGGACCUUCAUAACCAGUUUGCAGAGAAGAGAGAGGAAAAAGCUUUGACCUUGCAUGACAUUCUUGACCAUAAAGAGAGCCAACGUCUUGUGGUGUGCCAGAGCAAGUUUGUCAGUCUACAGGGUAUGAGGCAUGGGAGCAGUUUCCACCGAGCCGUGCGCGACAUGCGCAGUGAGAGCUGGAAUCGUCUGCGUAAACCUCUCAGCGAGAGGAACAAAACUGCACCAAAAGGAAAUUGGUACACGAAUCUGGUUGACAAAAUUCCAGAUGAGCUUAAACAGGAAUGGUUUUAUGGGAAAAUUCUCCAGAAGCUCGCAAACUUCGGCCUCCCAUUUGCUCGAAAGGGAAGCACAAUUGAACAAGCAAUGGUGGAAGGGACGGGAAAACAGAGCAUCUUUAAAUUUAUCAAAGUACUGGAAGGAUUGAGGUCAUGGGAGAUUUGUAGCCCGGAUAUUUCCGCUGCAAUCGAGUUUUGUCGAGAACACAUUGUCAAAAUGACAAUCGAUGAGUAUGAGGAAUGGUUUUCCCAGAAAUUCCCAAAAGUAACGCGACCACAGACGGCGCCCCCUGCUGCAAGCAAGACAGAACGACCCGGGCACAAGCCUUCAUCUGCUGCUAGUUCUCGACCACGAAAUGGGGCAAGGCCGACGCAGUCAGCAUUUACAAGACGUGUUCAACGAUAAUUUUAUAUAUUUCGGUUUAAAAACAAUUAUGAUAGAUUCAAAAUCAGUCUUUAUAGUGCAUUUCUAAAAAGGUUGUAAUACUCCUAGCUUUGGUACUGUAAGCUACAGAGCAUUUGAUAUCUUUACUAUUGUAUAGUAAUUAGGAAAACUUAUUAAAUUUUAUUUGUCGACUUCUUUAUGAGUUAAAUAUAUUUUUAUUUAUUUAUUUCACUAUUGUUACAAAAUUAUUCCAGCUUUUUUAAGAAUAUAUAGAUUACAUUUUGGCUUUGUAUUUAAUUUAAACACCAAAUAGUUUGAAAUAUAUUGCCUAAAAUCAAUUCAAAACAGGAUUUGUCUUUGAAAUCUAUGCAAAUUUAUUUGGCCUAUGUACUUAUGUUUAAAAAUAAAGUUCAGUUUGACAGCUGAGAUGUGAUUUUAAGAGGAGUAUUCCAUGUCAUUAUAAAAUACAUAUCGUUUGUUUAAGGUUAUUUUGUUGUUCUUGUUUUUUGUUUGUUUUACAAAAACACCAUACACGUCUGUGAUUUAUCAAAUAGUAGCUAGAUGUUCAAAUUAUGUAAUUGAUAUAUUAACUGUGAUAUAGAUAUCUAUUCUAUACUUAGAGUUUGUUUGUUUUUACUUGUACUAUUUAUUGAGUGGUUUGUUUUAAAAUGUUCCAAUUCAUUUUUUAAGCUCAUAAAAUCAAAAGUUUAUACAUGACUAAAAUCGCAAAAUGUAAAUACUUUGAAGUUUUUUCAAAGUUUUGCACUGGAAUUCAGUACCAUUUUUAUCCUUACCCUUAGACAGUCCUAAGCGACUCCAUUCAGUAUUGCAGUGGUCUAAAUUAACACAAGCCCACUAGCCCUGCAGUGGUAAAAUAUGUUUCGGGCUUGCUCAAAUUAUGAAUUUAAUAUAGCAGGGCUUGUUCAAAAAUUUGAUGCCAAGCAAUAGUAUAAGAAUUUUGUUCAUCCAAAAGUCUUAUUUCAAUGACUGUUAUUGGUAAAAUAAUUCUACAGUACAAUCAAAACACUGGGAUUCUACUCUUAAACUGAAGUUAAAUCCCUGGGUGGUAUUUAAUAUUCAACUUAGAAUAAGUUUAUGGUUAUACAUCAUUGAGUUCAUUCACUCUAUAUGUCAGUUAUUAAUAACCAGUGAUCCGAUUAGCUACACCGUUCAUAGAUCCAAUAUUGAAUACCACCCCUGGUGUUGUAAACUCAUAUUCAUUUUAUGCUUGUGACUGUUAAAAAUAUAUUUGAAACUGUUAUUUAUUAGAUCUAAUAGAUAAUAUAUGUUAUGAAAUAUCAGCAUUAUAUAGCCAGUAUAUAAUAUAUAAACAGUAUUUCAUCUAGUUUCAUAUAUUGUUAUUUUUCUUGGAGAGAAACUCAUAUUAUUUAUUUAGAGUAUACAUGUUUGAAAUAUAUGUUGAAAUAUACCACUAUUGAUUUUUUCUCAUUGUGGUUUGAUUAUGGUCUGUUUGUUAUUUUAUAUGUUACAAACUGAAUAUCAUGAUUGUGAUAGUUUUUGUUUAAGUAUUUGUGUCAUCAACAGCUAAGAGUGUGAUGCUUUGUAGCCAAAAGAAGCUAUUCAUAACACAUCUUAAGUAAUUUCUUAACUUAAGUCAAAUUCCAAAAAUGUUCUUUUUAUCAAACUAAAAUUUAUGUGUUUUCAAUCAAGUUAAUGAAAGUAAAAUUUUAUGGAAAUUAUCAAAUUAUUAUAUCACAUGACCAGUGUGAUUUUAAGUUAACUUUGGAAAAUGACUUAAGUUUGGAAAUAAGAUGUACCGGGGUACAAAAAAUACCUGCACUGUAUUUCAUCAGUAUUAAUUAAACCAUGACGAAAUACUUUAUGGCGAAAAUACAUAUCAAUGAGAUUCAUGAACACAAGUCCAAAGCCUAAAAACAAGUAUAUUGUAAGGUAUUUCAAUUGAAAUCUGAAAAAGAAAUAUGUUGAAGUGUUAUUAUUAUUUAUUUAUAGAUAUUGACAAUGCAGUUGUGAUGCCAUGUAACUUUAAAAUCAAAAUGUUGUUUUCAAAAUACAUUUACAAUUUCUACAUAUAUACAUGUAUUUGGAUGUGAAAUAAAAUGUAUUUUAGCUUUUUAAUUAAACAAACCUUUUUACAAAUGUUAGUAUAAAAAAUAGUCAGCUUCAUAAUGGAUGUAUAAGGUAGCAGUAAAUUAUGAUUUCUUUCUCUGUUGCACCACUAUUAUUGCUUUCUGCUAUCAUUUUGUGAAAUAAAUUUGAUCUUACACUGAAUUCAAGAAAUUCUCUGUUGUCUCUAUGCUAAGAUUUAAGAACAAUGCCAUUUUUAUUACUAGUAGUAGUAAUUGUAAUGUCUGUAUUGUCACAUAAUUUUAAAAAAACAUUCAACCCAGCUAAGUCAACACUAAGCUACUUUUAUCAAGCAAUACAGGGACUAAAUAUAAAAGAGCACUGAAAUUGUUAUUUUACAUUUUCACUGCAAUGAAAUUAACUGCAAUGAAAUUAAUAUGUUAUUUUCACUGAUAAGCGGAAACGUGAAAUUAAUAUAUAAUUAUUUAAAAUUAUAUAAGUUAAAAGUGUAAAUCUUAUCAACCUGUUGUUAUACAUGCUUUGUUUAUAAAAAAGUACAACUUAAUGGAAAGUUAUAAUACUUGUAUUUGUUAAAAAAUAUGGGGUAUUAAA
This is a messenger RNA of Mya arenaria, 5821 nucleotides long. Its product is annotated as coiled-coil domain-containing protein 60-like. The coding region runs from base 620 to 3184 and encodes 854 amino acids. The record is from RefSeq and is a predicted model, not a curated record. NCBI's taxonomy places the organism in Eukaryota, Metazoa, Mollusca, Bivalvia, Myida, Myidae. The transcript has 22 exons.